AUGGCGUCCAAGAAGAUGAAUGUCUUGGUCUACUCAGGUAUUGGUAAACUCCUACACUCGAAGAUGCGAUACUCACAGGCAACCAGUACAUGUGCGCUGCUUGUAUUCCCGGGUGGCGCUGACUUGGGCUACUGCCGCACGCUCAAUGGUGAGGGCAACCGGCGCAUCAGCCGCUAUAUCAACAGCGGCGGCUCGUAUCUUGGAUUCUGUGCUGGCGGCUACUAUGGCAGCUCGAAGUGUGAGUUUGAGGUCGAUGACCCCAAGAUGGGAGUGGUGGGCGAUCGCGAACUAGGCUUCUUCCCCGGCAUCUGUAGAGGACUGGCCUUUGCAGGGUUUCAAUAUGCUAGCGAAGCUGGCGCAAGGGCUACGAACAUCAAGAUCAAUAAACGCGCGUUCCAAAACGCAGACGACAGUGUAGCAGAUCAUUUCAAGAGCUACUAUAACGGCGGUGGCGUAUUUGUCGAUGCAGACAAGCUUGAAGACAGAGGAGUAGAGAUUCUUGCAAGCUACACCGAAGAUCUACAUGUUGAUUCAGGUGCGACAAAAGCAGCGAUGGUAUAUCGCAAGAUAGGCGAAGGGCAUGUUGUGCUGACAGUCUUUCUGGGACUGGUCUUGCAGAAGCUUGGACUACAAGUCAAUGAGGAGGAACAAGCGGUACCAUCCCUGUCUCGCCUGCACCUCACAUCUCACACUGGGACAGAUGUCUCCAACCUCAUCGAAAGCUGGGCUGAAGUCCUUACUGUAGUCGAUGGUGAUCAGUACAUUAAUGGCAAGAACGACAUUUUUAGAAUCGAAAAGCCUGGUAGCACUUGGAGCGUGCACGAGCUCAAGCGCGCUGUAAGCGCAGUGACAGAGAAACUACCGAAAUUGGGAACUGUCACUGGGAGUACUUCAUCAACAGAGACUCCAAGUGAUGAUAGGGAGAAACCGAAGACGAAAGAGGAAGAGAUUCAAGAAUGCGUUGCGUACACUGCGGCGUCUUCGUCCGAUCAGAUAAUUGACUACGAAAAGAUCGUCAAAUCCAUCCUUCCACACGACCAAGGACUACCGUCAACCAAAGAAAUUCCCUUCCACCAUGAGGCCUUUUAUGCGAAUCUAAACUUCUACCACAACAAAUUACGAAACCCAGAUGCUGCUUUUGGCAAGCACCUUCUAUAUGGCGAGGUCGUAACAUCUACCAACAGUCUGCUCGAGAAGAAUCCCGCGUUGCUCCGAAACUUACCGACCGGCUUCACGAUGACAGCAGCAACCCAGAUUGCUGGUCGCGGUAGGGGCGGCAAUUAUCUUGCUGCUUUGGCUAUCGUUGCCGGCAUCAAGAACUAUGGGCCAGGUUAUGACAAGAUACCAGUGAAGUUAAAGUGGCCAAACGACAUAUACGCGCAGCUCCCCGGCUCGUCCAACAACCCAGUUGUAAAGAUCGGUGGCAUUCUGGUAAACAGUAGCUACAGUGGCAGCAGCUAUGAUCUCGUCUGUGGUAUCGGUCUCAACCUCUCGAACGCACUACCUACGACAUCUCUCAACCUCUUAGCGAGUACCCAAUCGCCUCCUCUGAAAGCCUUCACUCACGAAAAGCUCCUCGCAUCUAUCCUUGCCCAAUUCGAAACGUUGUACUCGACCUUCUGCCAGGCUGGCUUCACCAGAGAUAUGGAAGGCGACUAUUACGACAAUUGGCUACAUACAGAUCAGAUUGUUACGCUCGAGACAGAGGGUGAUGUUAAGGCGAGGAUCAAGGGGAUUACGAGAGAUUGGGGUCUGCUGUUGGCCGAAGAGCUGGGCUGGGAAGAUCGACCUACGGGCAAGCUCAUUACGUUGCAGAGCGACAGCAACAGUUUUGACUUCUUCCGCGGGCUCGUCCGGCGGAAACUGUGA
Molecule: messenger RNA, 1869 nt
Organism: Parastagonospora nodorum SN15
Lineage: Eukaryota; Fungi; Ascomycota; Dothideomycetes; Pleosporales; Phaeosphaeriaceae
Exons: 4
Coding region: 1-1869 (622 amino acids)
Biological process (GO): protein modification process
Cellular component (GO): cytoplasm
Molecular function (GO): biotin--[biotin carboxyl-carrier protein] ligase activity
Source: RefSeq, a predicted model, not a curated record